AUGGCUGUGUCUAAUAUGUCUCGUCGGCAAAGAGCCGAGUUAACUUUUUCCAAGAUUUGGUUCCAUUUAGUAUUUUGGGCUGUACAUUUUGGUAUCUUUGUCGUGGGAUGUUGGGCACAAGCUACAAAUAAGAGGCUAGCGGGCUUGAAUGUGCUUACGUACUCCGUAUAUAUCUCUCGUGGUGCUGGUCUCGUACUUUCCAUCGACGCUACCUUGAUUCUUCUGCCUAUGUGCCGAAAUGUGCUUCGAUGGAUCCGACCUCAGAUUCGUUGGUUACCUCUGGACGAGUCUGCGUGGUUUCACCGUCAAAUAGCCUACGCCAUGUUAAUCUUUACCUGCGCUCACGUGGCAGCACAUUACGUCAAUUUCUACAAUAUCGAGAAAGAUAACAUCCGUCCUGUACUUGCAGUGGAACUCCACUACAAGACUGCGGCCGGUAUCACAGGCCAUGUCAUGUUGUUAUGCAUGUUGCUAAUCUACACCACGGCGCAUGCUCGUAUUCGACAACAGGCAUUCGAAACGUUUUGGUAUACCCACCACCUCUUCAUUCCAUUCAUGCUCGCUCUAUACACCCACGCCACUGGAUGCUUUGUUCGAGACAGCCCCGAGAGAUAUUCACCAUUUGAUGGUGAAAAUUUUUGGAACCACUGCAUAGGCUAUGAGGGAUGGAGAUGGGAACUCGUGGCGGGCACCAUGUACCUACUUGAACGGCUGUACCGCGAGGUUCGAUCUCGAAAAGAGACUGUGAUCACCAAGGUCAUUCGUCAUCCUUAUGCCGCCAUGGAAAUCCAGUUUCAAAAGCCAAGCAUGAAGUAUAAAGCAGGACAAUGGCUUUUCCUUCAAGUUCCGGAUGUCUCAACCACCCAAUGGCACCCUUUCACCAUUACAUCCUGCCCAUUUGACCCAUACAUUAGCGUCCACGUCCGCCAAGUCGGUGAUUUCACCCGCGCUCUCGGAGAUGCUCUCGGUUGCGGUCCCGCACAGGCGAAAGACCUCGAAGGUCUAGAUCCAAACGGAAUGUACGAAGUCGCCCUUCAGAACGGGCAAACCAUGCCGAAAAUGCGCAUCGACGGACCAUACGGAGCACCAGCCGAAGAUGUCUUCGAAAAUGAAAUCGCCGUCCUAAUCGGAACAGGUAUCGGCGUCACACCCUGGGCCUCAAUCCUGAAGAAUAUCUGGCAUCUUCGCUCAAGCCCCAACCCACCCCGCCGUCUACGUCGUGUAGAAUUCAUCUGGAUUUGCAAAGAUACCUCCUCCUUUGAGUGGUUCCAGGCUCUUCUCUCGUCCCUUGAAGCGCAAUCAGCGAGCGCCGCAGCUUUCGAGGGUAGUACAGAGUUCUUGCGGAUUCAUACAUAUCUCACUCAAAGACUUGAUGAUGAUACUGCCGCGAAUAUCUAUUUGAAUUCUGUGGGCCAGGCGCUUGAUCCGCUGACUGAGUUGCGGAGUCGAACGAACUUCGGUCGUCCGGAUUUUAAGCGCUUGUUCAAAGCUAUGCGGGUUGGAUUGUUGGACCAAACUUAUAUGCGGGGCUUGCAGAAUGCUCAUGCCACUGAGAUUGGUGUUUACUUUUGUGGACCAAAUACUGCGGCUUUGCAGAUUGAUGAUGCGGCGAGGUUUGCGUCGACAAAGGAUAUUCGGUUUAAGUUCUGGAAGGAGAACUUUUAA
This is a messenger RNA of Penicillium pulvis, 1665 nucleotides long. RefSeq names its product putative NADPH oxidase (NoxA). Gene Ontology annotation, cellular component: plasma membrane; NADPH oxidase complex. Gene Ontology annotation, molecular function: superoxide-generating NAD(P)H oxidase activity. The transcript is spliced from 4 exons. The coding region runs from base 1 to 1665 and encodes 554 amino acids. The record is from RefSeq and is a predicted model, not a curated record. Gene Ontology annotation, biological process: defense response; superoxide anion generation. Lineage: Eukaryota; Fungi; Ascomycota; Eurotiomycetes; Eurotiales; Aspergillaceae.